GAAAAGUUGAAGUGACAGGCCAUGGCAAGUCUCACGGACAUGAAGCUCAUGGCCACAGUUCAACAACCUCACAUGGACACAGAGAGGAGGAGCACACACCCAGACAUGUUGAAAUGACAGAUGCUUCCAAGUCCCAUGGACAUGAACAUGAGACUCAUGGCCACAAAUCAGAGCACGGAGAGGCGCAGCAUAGCCCAGACCCUCAUAAGUCUGAAGAGCACGGCCACAAAUCCACAUCAUUUGUACAUCCACAAAGUGGAGGGCACGGGGAAACUCACAAGACAGUCGCACAUGGUUUUGAAGAGCACGCACACAGCACUCACGGCCACAAAGCAGCAAUCCCACCGCGGCGUGGGGAGGACAGGGAGGACGCUCACGGCCACAGGAGGGCUGAAAAUGAAGAGCACAGUAUCGUUGCAAACCACGGGAGAGGAGGAGGUGGUCACGGAACCAUAAGGCACGGUGUUCGGAAAGAAGACGACGAGGACAAAGAAAGAGGGAAAAAGAAAGGGCUUCUGAAACUCCUGAUCUCAGGAGAGCCUCAGGUCAAACAGUUACUCGGGAUCAUAUACGACAGUUUUAAAGACUGUGAGUGCUACGGCCACUCCAACCGCUGCAGCUACAUCGACUACCUGAACAUCGUCACUUGUGUCAGCUGCAAGCACAACACCAGAGGCCAGAACUGCCAACACUGCAGACUGGGAUACUUCCGCAACGCCUCUGCCGAACUGGAUGAUGAGAACGUCUGCAUCGAGUGUAACUGCAACCAGCUGGGCUCCAUCCACGACCGGUGUAACGGCACGGGCUUCUGCCAGUGUAAAGACGGCGCGGCGGGGGCCAAAUGUGACGACUGCCUGCCGGGAUACUACUGGAAACAAGGCUGUUACCCUAACGUUUGCGACGAGGAGAUGCUGCUGUGCCAGAACGGAGGAACGUGCCACAUGAACCAGAAGUGCGUCUGUCCUCCAGAGUUCAAAGGGGUCUUGUGCCAACAGUCACGCUGCGAAGCGGGCAAGGACUGCAACGGCGCCUCUUCGCCGCGCCUCUCCACGGCCGCCCUGCUGCUCUGCACUCUAAGCUACCUGCUGGCCACGUUAUCACACCACUGAGCCACGAAAAUACGCCCCCCAGCUUCCCUUGCCUCCUCCUAACUACCCACCCUUCAGACACUAGGAGUGUGUGCACAUGGAAGGGGAACCGGAACAUGAGGUGGAGGAGGGCAUGUCUGGUCUCCCGAACUCCCCCCCUUGCGACAGCACUCAAACAUGCACACACUCUCACCGAAAACACUACCUAUGCCCUCGCAAAGCACACGUAUAUACACACACGCGUGCACACACACACACCUCGCAGGACUGUUACGGCACCGAGAGUGUGUGUGCUCAGGUGUGGGGAAUGGACGAGCAGAGAAACAAACGCCUCAGAGAAAAGCGAUGCAGUCAAAGGGGAAGAAAAUGAUACCAACCACUGUUCCCUUUAUUCCUCAGCUGGAGCAAUGUGCAUCAAACCAAAAAGCAUAAAAAAGUAACACUUAAAUCACCAAUGUUUCACUUCAAAGGGAAUGACUGUUGUAACCACCGGGAUCUAUUUUUUAUUUUUUAUUUAUUUAUUUAUUUUCCAUUUCCUUCUUCUUGGUUGAGCUAAAGAUCUCUCAUCUGUUAGACUGACUGACAGCUAAUGUGUGUGUGAGUAUUUUGUGUGUGUGUGUGAGUAAAUCUGAGCGUGUGAAUGCGUGUGUGUGCAAAUGGGGGUGAGUGUGUGUGUGUGUGUGUGUGUGUGUGUGUGUGUGAUCAGACGCGUCGACUUGACAGACGGGUCAGAAUGAGCUUGUUUAAUUCUGCUGCUGCGGCCUACAUAGUAUAUUAACCAAGUUUCAUUUCUCGUCAGACGAUGAGACUUGAUUUUACAUUUAUUCUAUUUCUGCUGCAUCUUUACUUUGAAUUGUACCGUCAGUCAUUUUAUCUAAACGCGCCCACUAGAAGUCGCUGAGAUUAUACAUAUUAUAUAAUAUCCAGGGGGAAGGGGUUGUGAGUUAAAAAAGAAAAGAAGAAAUUAGUCACUAUUAUGGUUGUCGUAGGAAUGAGUGAUUGUUGCCACGCUUAACGAGAUUUUAAUCUUCACACAGUAUUCAGGAAGCAGAGUUUACCAACUUUCAACUAAUCAGAGGUCUAAUGGAAAGAGGAAAAAUGUAAAACCACGUAUCAAUUAUAUGACAUUAUUUGAAUAUUUUUUGUAGAAAUUAUUUUUGUUUGAAGUUACAAUAAAUUAUAAAAAAAGAAAAAGAUUACAUUUACAACUAUUCCUAAUGUGCAUUUUAUUACACUGAUUGUAAAGCUUACAGUAAAUAUGACUGUUAUUUGCCUU
This is a messenger RNA of Poecilia reticulata (guppy), 2364 nucleotides long. The record is from RefSeq and is a predicted model, not a curated record. Lineage: Eukaryota; Metazoa; Chordata; Actinopteri; Cyprinodontiformes; Poeciliidae.